Molecule: messenger RNA, 879 nt
Organism: Papaver somniferum (opium poppy)
Lineage: Eukaryota; Viridiplantae; Streptophyta; Magnoliopsida; Ranunculales; Papaveraceae
Product: protein NRT1/ PTR FAMILY 5.10-like
Exons: 1
Coding region: 1-879 (292 amino acids)
Biological process (GO): transmembrane transport
Cellular component (GO): membrane
Molecular function (GO): transmembrane transporter activity
Source: RefSeq, a predicted model, not a curated record
AUGACUAUAGCUAUAAUCGCUAUCAUGCUUGGAGGCGCAUCUUAUCGCUCUGCUCACAAAAAAGAUACAGAUAAAGUGAACCCUUUAGAAGGAUUAACUAAUGGUUUAGUUGCCGCUGUCAAAAAUUGUAAGGUUGAAGACGUAAAUGUUGUGCUGGGGUUUGUUCCGGCAUGGAUAUUAUGGUUAACAUAUCCAUUAGUGCACUCUCAAGUUCUUACCUUCUUUGUUAAGCAGGGCAGCACUAUGGAAAGGUCGAUCGCACCAGACUUUCAGGUACCUGCAGCUUCAAUUCAAAUCUUUCUCACCGUAUCCAUCAUUCUGUUUGCGGCAACAUACAACCGGAUCUUCACUCCACUUACUCGAGCUUUUACUGGAAAAUCUAACGCUAUAACUUCACUUCAGAAAAUUGGUGGUGGAAUAUUUGUUUCUGCAAUAACAAUGGUUGUAGCAGGUUUAGUGGAGAACAGAAGGCUUAAAGUUGCUCAAGAAUUUGGAUUGGUUAAUGAUCCAAACGCAAUAGUUCCUAUGGUUAUCUGGUGGUUGAUUCCACAAUACAUCUUGUCAGGUCUUGCUCUUGUACUCACCAAAGUCAGUUUACAGGAAUUCUUCAACGAUCAAGUUCCCAGUGAGCUAAGGAGUCUGGGUCGACUGUCCCUGUACUCGUGCAUAUUUGGAAAAGGAGAUCUCUUCAGUUUCAGUCAUAUAUCAGUCAUUCAGAUGGUAACUAGUGCAGAUGGUCAACUCGGAUGGCUUGCGAACAACAUGAAUCAAGGGCAUCUAAACUACUUCUAUUGGUUUCUAGCUGGACAUAGUGCAAUCGAGCUGGCUGCAUUCUUAUGCUUAGCAAAAUCAUAUGCGUACAUUGUAAUCGUGGACUAA